AUGUCGCUCUACUACGAAACCGCGACGAUCCUCGAGAACCCCGACAAGAUCGGCGGCUCGUUCAAGGCGCGCAUCUUCAAGAAGAAGGACUUGAAGAGCAAGCCGGGGCAGAUCUAUGCGCUUGUGGCUGAAGCGUCCAAAUGGUCGAGGGUCUUGAAGGAUGUGAUUGAAAAGUGUGGGGUUUUGGAGGAGGAGAGGAAGCUGACGCCCAUCCUCGCGCUCCUCCUCACCCACGAUCUCCUACUGAGCAAGUCGGGUGUCGCAGCACACAAAGAUCACGUCCUGCGCCUCGCGAUCACACGGCACAAAGCGCGUCUCAGCGCCGAGUUCACUAAGGCGCGCAUACGACACGGAUUCCCCACGCUCGAAGCGUUCAGAGAAGCGAUCAACGCCGGCGACCUUGACUCCGAUGAUAGCGAGGAAGGGGAGAAGAGCAGGCAUCCAAGAUGGGUGAGGGUGAACACCAUCAAGAGCUCUCUGAAAGAGCAGUUGCAGUCGACCUUCAAGGGAUAUGAAAAGGUGGAAAGCAUUGGGGAGAUCCUCACAGCGCGCGGCUCACGCAAGAUCUACUGCGAGGACCCAAAUAUUCCAAAUUUGCUUGCGCUGCCGAGCAGGAUCGAUCUGGGUAAAACACCGAGCUACACGAAAGGCGACAUCAUCUUCCAGGACAAAGCGUCCUGCUUCCCUGCAUACCUUCUCGGUCUGCUAGAGCAAGACGGCGACGUAAUCGACGGUUGCGCAGCCCCAGGCAACAAAACCACCCACGCCGCCGCCAUCGUCUCUACCCAAGACCCAGGGGGCGAGCGGAAAGUCAUAGCCUUCGAGCGCGACAAAGGCCGAACCGAGAUCUUGAAGAAAAUGGUCAAGCUCGCUGGCGCAGACCAAAUUGUUACAGUGAAAGGCGCAAGUGACUUCAUCGCUGCGAAACCUAACUCUCCGGAUUAUGAGAACGUGGGUGCGAUUCUCCUCGAUCCGAGCUGCUCGGGCACGGGCAUUGUGGGCCGCGACGACGCGAUCAAAUUGCAUCUCCCCUCUUCUAGCACAGAGUCCACCAAAGCUCAAGGCGCCGGGAGCAGGAAGAAUAAGAAGCGCAAGCGCGGCGCCGACAAGGCCGACGAUAAACCCACAGCAGCAGAGUCCAAGGAAGAAAUGACGCUCAACCUCGACGAAACGACCGCGGAAGAAGUCCCCCUCGACGCCGCGGACAAGCUCACCGAACGCCUCACUGCGUUGUCGACGUUCCAACUACACAUCCUCACUCACGCAAUGCGCUUCCAGAACGCAAGGAAGAUUACGUACUCGACGUGCUCGAUCCACUUCGAAGAGAAUGAGGGCGUGGUGUUCCAAGCGCUCGCUACGUCCGUGGCGAAGGAGCGCGGGUGGCGCGUUCUUAGGCGUGAGGAGCAGGUUGAGGGCUUGAGGAAGUGGGGAAGGAGAGGGCAGUGGGAGGAUGGCAAGUUGAGUGGGUCUGUUGUUGAUGAGAAGAGCAAGGGGGGUGUGCUGGAGGGAUGUAUCAGGUGUGAUAAGGGGACUGAGGAGGGGACGAUGGGUUUCUUUGUCGCUGCUUUUGUCAGGGAUGGUGAGAGCAAGGUUGUGGCGAGGGAAGGAGAUGAGAUGGAAGAGGAUGUGCGUAAGCCGGCGGCUCCGACGGAAGAACAGGAUGGUGAUGAGGAAGAGGAUUGGGAUGGCUUCAGCGACGAUGGCAAGGUAGCUGAGCUCAAAGCCAAGGCUGACGAAGUGAUCGAAAAGAAGCCUCAGGCGGCGCCGGAGCCCGAGAAGAAACGUAAGAACAAGAAAAGGAGGACGGGGAAGCAGUAAGCAUGGCGUGCCUUCUGUCCUCGAAAUCGCAGGGAGUGCAACGACC
Molecule: messenger RNA, 1864 nt
Organism: Macroventuria anomochaeta
Lineage: Eukaryota; Fungi; Ascomycota; Dothideomycetes; Pleosporales; Didymellaceae
Product: S-adenosyl-L-methionine-dependent methyltransferase
Exons: 2
Coding region: 1-1818 (605 amino acids)
Biological process (GO): rRNA base methylation
Cellular component (GO): nucleolus
Molecular function (GO): methyltransferase activity
Source: RefSeq, a predicted model, not a curated record